Molecule: messenger RNA, 945 nt
Organism: Octodon degus (degu)
Lineage: Eukaryota; Metazoa; Chordata; Mammalia; Rodentia; Octodontidae
Gene: Cldn19
Product: claudin 19
Exons: 5
Coding region: 182-856 (224 amino acids)
Biological process (GO): cell adhesion; bicellular tight junction assembly
Cellular component (GO): plasma membrane; bicellular tight junction
Molecular function (GO): structural molecule activity
Source: RefSeq, a predicted model, not a curated record
UCCUGCAUUCUGUAGCUCAGAGCCACUGCCUUUGCUGCUGCAGCUGCUGCUGUCCCCUCUCCUCCUCUGCUUCUGACCACUCAGUGCCCCGGCUGUUCUCUGUCCUGGUCAUGACCACAGCGACCCCCAGGACCCUGGCCUAGCUCUGAGCCUUGGGGCCCUUGGUCCCCCCUCUUGGGCCAUGGCCAACUCAGGUCUCCAGCUGUUGGGCUACUUCCUGGCCCUGGGUGGCUGGGUGGGUAUCAUUGCCAGCACAGCCCUGCCACAGUGGAAGCAGUCCUCCUAUGCAGGCGACGCCAUCAUCACUGCUGUGGGUCUCUACGAAGGACUCUGGAUGUCCUGCGCCUCUCAGAGCACUGGGCAGGUGCAGUGCAAGCUCUAUGACUCUCUGCUUGCCCUGGACGGUCACAUCCAGUCGGCACGAGCCCUGAUGGUGGUGGCCGUGCUCCUGGGCUUCGUGGGCAUGGUCCUCAGUGUCGUGGGCAUGAAGUGCACACGGGUUGGAGACAGCAACCCUAUCGCCAAGGGCCGUGUGGCCAUCUCCGGGGGUGCCCUCUUCCUCCUGGCAGGCCUCUGCACUUUGACUGCUGUCUCAUGGUACGCCACCCUGGUGACCCAGGAGUUCUUCAACCCAAGCACACCUGUCAAUGCCAGGUUUGAAUUUGGCCCAGCUCUGUUUGUGGGCUGGGCCUCAGCUGGCCUGGCCAUGCUGGGGGGCUCCUUCCUCUGCUGCACGUGCCCGGAGCCCGAGAGAACCAACAGCAGCCCGCAGCCCUACCGCCCAGGACCCUCCACUGCUGCCCGAGAACCUGUUGUUAAAUUGCCUGUCUCCACCAAGGGCCCCCUGGGUGUGUAAUGUCCAAAUUCCCAGCCAGGUUCUGUCCCCCUGCCACACCUACUCUGUGUGCUUAGUAAGUUUUGGAAAGAGAACUGAACGCUCAGCCC